AGAUACAGUCGCAGGAAGAACAAAACUACGUGAUGCUCACCGUCAAAUCAUGUUGGCCAACCAUCCUGACCGAGGAGGUUCACCAUACCUUGCAACCGUCCGCAACCGCAGAGGAUGUCAAGAGGCGCUACAAGCAAAUUUCGCUGC
This is a messenger RNA of Acaulospora colombiana, 147 nucleotides long. The record is from the annotation of a GenBank genome assembly. Lineage: Eukaryota; Fungi; Glomeromycota; Glomeromycetes; Diversisporales; Acaulosporaceae.